CAUACAGCAGUCAACAUCAUGAUGUAAUUUUCUCCAAAAUGGCGGAUCGCAAAGAAGAUGACAUCUUAUCAGAAAAGGAUGAGCUGGAGAGCGAGGAUGACACCUAUGAGGUGGUGGACCUGACAGAGUACGCCCGGAGGCACCAAUGGUGGAGCAUGAUGUUUGGGAAUAACUCUGGUCCCCUCGCAGAGAAAUACUCUGUGACCACGCAGAUUGUGAUGGGAGGGGUCACUGGCUGGUGUGCAGGAUACUUGUUCCAGAGAGUAGGGAAGAUAGCUGCAACUGCCAUAGGUGGAGGGUUCCUGUUGUUACAGAUAGCGAAUCACAGUGGCUACGUGCAGGUGGACUGGAAGAAAGUUGAGAAGGAUGUGAACAAAGCAAAGAAACACCUGAAGAAGAGAACCAAGCAAGCAGCCCCUGAAAUUAACUCCUUCUUCGAGGAGGUAAAGGUCACAGAGUUUGUCAAGAAGAACAUUGUCCUGUCCAGCGGGUUUGUGGGUGGAUUCCUCCUGGGCUUGGCCUCCUAAUGGCGUCGGGGCCAAUUCACGACUGAGGAAGUCGUUACAUAGGAAGAAGGAAGCUGUCAUUACUGUGAACUGAGUCACCACACGGGAUGUUGUCAUUAACUGUGAAUCGUUGUCUUUCUCCCAGCACGGAACUAGUCAUGAAACGGGUUUGGGAGGAGGCUGAACAUGUGAAGCUGCCACUUUAUGCCCCCCUGGCUGCUCUCUUCCGUUACUGCCCAACUGAUCAGAGUCUAGCUUGUCCACCCUCUUUUUAUUCUAUUUAUCUGGUGGUUUCUGAUCCAGGAUCAGUUUUUUGGGCCUGUUGAAUAUGGAAUUUUUAUACUUCAUAUUCAUAAUCAGCUCUACCCCCAACAUCAUGUAUGUGAAAAUGUCACGUUUCUAUGUUUUGAAUCAGCAAUAUUAUAUAUAUAUAUUUGUUCACCGUCAUAUGGUUUGAAUCAAUUAGUGAACUAUGCCUACUAGUUCACUAAUUAGUGAACUAUGCCUACUCAUAAUUGGUUGAAAUCACGAUGCACACCGGAUGAUGCCAUUAUUACAAAAACAAAUUUUGACUUCAAAACAUAGAAACAUGACAUUUUCACAUAUGUUGAUGUUAGGGUAGUUCUGGAGAUGAUGAAUACAAUGUUGAAAAUGUUAGAAAUGUCCCUUUAAGUGCACAACGCGACACCUCUUGAUACACUAUGAUAUACUACUAAUAUACUGUACCACACACUAGACAUAGGAUUACUCUGCCCCUGUCUUUUACCUGGAAGAACAGGUCUAGGAUCAGGAAUAUGUCCCAAAUGCCCAAAGUGCACUACAUUUGACCAGAGCCCUAUGUAGGAAAUCGGGUGCGAUUUUAAUUUUUUAAA
Molecule: messenger RNA, 1378 nt
Organism: Oncorhynchus kisutch (coho salmon)
Lineage: Eukaryota; Metazoa; Chordata; Actinopteri; Salmoniformes; Salmonidae
Product: FUN14 domain-containing protein 1-like
Exons: 5
Coding region: 39-527 (162 amino acids)
Biological process (GO): autophagy of mitochondrion
Cellular component (GO): mitochondrial outer membrane
Source: RefSeq, a predicted model, not a curated record